UUCAGUUGUUAUAGGAUUUUUUUCUUAUAUUGAAAAAAAUAAGAAAAAAAAGCCGGGCUUUUUUCCGGCCAACAAUCUCAGCGGAGAUGGUAAAUAUGACGCCAGUUUUGGUUUACCUAGAACAAAUUAAGACCGGAGAUGUGUGCUUUCUGUUAAACAUAGACCUGAUACCAUGAUGGUAUAAAAUGUUGCAUGAUCUGUAUGUCUUAGCAAACAACUAACACUGAUGUCUUCUGCCAAAAUUUCUCAGGCAAUGGAACACAAAUCCUUUGCCAUGCAACUUGAAACGUGGAGCUCAAACCAGCUGAAGAUCAGAUUCCUUUUUUGAUGCAGCCUGUAAAAAUAAACGUCUCUUUCGGGAGUAUCUUUUCGGAACGAAGAGCCCGCUAAACAUGUUCAUUAUAAGAUCUUCAAAGUCUCGAUAUUCAUAAUUAUACGUUCAAAACUUUAGGUAGGUCAGUUUUUUAGCUUUUUUCAUGGAGAAAAACAAAGUACUUACGAAAAUGUAACUGUUUUCUGAGCCGGAAGGAAGAUACCACAGCAACCCCUGGGUAAAGAAGGCUGAGCUGCACGGAAUGACAAGUGGUGAAGCUAAGGACAGUAAGAAGAUGGUUUAGUAAAGAGGGGAAUGAUAUUGAGAACUACAGUUCAAAUGUUUUCCUAUGAUCAGUUAUUCCAAGCUUACCAGAAAGACAAAUUUGUGUUGGACUUUUUUCAAGAUCCUGCAGUUGUAUCAAGUCUACAGGUUGUUUCCUCCUCCAAUUCAUGGGGACCUCUUGGUAUCAGACCAUCAUCUGUCACAGCAGAAAUUGUCUCUUGUGCAGUCACAUCAAUGGACUUCUUUGACAGGCUACAAGAACAAGGUAUUGUGCGAGAAUCAGGAAACAUCAAAAAAUGUUUUGAUGAGUAUUUUGAAGACUUUGUUAUUUCUGAUGAACUUAGAAAGGUUUUACUUCUGGAAGAAGCUGAAACAUAUCCAAUAUUUAGCGAUGCCGAUAGAAAUGAAUUCAUUUUCCUGAUUUUUAAGCAUCUCUGUCUUGGUGGGCAAGUUUGUCAAUAUGAGGAUGACAUAAAUCCUUACCUUGAGACGACUAAGAUAAUUUACAAAGAUCUUUUAAGUGUACACAAAGACCCAACCACAAAAAAGCUUCAAGUGGGCUCAGUUGUGCUGAAAGUUUCCGCACAGGACGAAGACGGUUCGCAAGUAUAUCCUUCACUUACGCCACACGAUCAGUCCUUUGCCUAUAUGUGUAUCAACCCUCUAAAGCGACACGUUUACGUCUGGUGUCACUCAUGGUGAUGAAAUCCACCUUAGUAGAAGCUACGCGUUAACAUUUGAAGUUAGGCCCCUAACGCUUUGAAGACGACGGGAGAUGAGUUAUUUAUUGCCAUGUGAACGCAAGGACAGGAACGCUCUUACGGCUUUGGUCCAGUUCACCGUCCAGAGCGCGAACGAAACGGCUACGCACACACUCCGCCCUUGUUCUCGCGCCUUUGUUUGAACCAAGCUCAAGAGAGCGCUUACACCAGACUAGUUUCCUACCGGUUUAAGAUACGAGAGGCUGCGUUUAGUGUUCACACUUACCCAAGCUAACCGUACCAAAGCCGUUCAAAAACUAGAACUCCAAUAGCGAGGCCGAAUUUUUAGGUGGUAGGGUCAAGAAUUUAACCGGUAAGGUGUCAGGACUAGGAUCGUCUACUUUUUCGCAAAAUAGAGAUGUGGUUGCAUGGACAUGCCAGUUUAAAUUUAGUAAAGAAGCAUUCAGCAUAUGAGAGAUUAGUAAAACCACUGACAGUCGCUCUGACGAGGGGCCAACGCUCGAAACGUCAAAAGUUGAUAAAACCAAAUUAUAUGACAAUUUAUUCAGCCUGCUCCGUCAGGCCCGUGUGAACAGAGUGAUUACAUGUACAGUGAACAGUUCCUUGUGAUCAAAAUGCAUGGUUAACUUCUUCACCCGGCAUGAAAUCCGUUCGGUACUGCAAAAAGACAGCACAGUAAUUUUAUGUUUAGAUUAAAUAAAGUAUGUGAGACUUUUGAUCUCUUGUUAGCUAUUUGA
Molecule: messenger RNA, 2057 nt
Organism: Pocillopora verrucosa
Lineage: Eukaryota; Metazoa; Cnidaria; Anthozoa; Scleractinia; Pocilloporidae
Source: RefSeq, a predicted model, not a curated record